AAUCAAAUAUAUAAAUCAAUAAAAUAAAAAAAUAUAAGUUAAUAUUAAAAUAUAUAUAUAUGAAUUAACAAGAAAUAGAAUAAUUUUUAGAGCCAAUCUAUAAAAAUGAUACUUAAUUAAAGAGGCUAAUAAAAGAAAUUAACGGAUUAUAUGAAUUAGAUUAAGAACUAUAUUUAAUAGAAUUAAGUCAAUAAUAAUAUGGUUUGAGUAUAAUAAUAGAAAUUUAAGAUAAGCUAUUAAGUGAAAAUCCAUUAUCUUAUUACCUUUAAUUCUAACCUAUUUAAUUUGAAAUUAUUUUAGAUUAAAAAUUUCCUUUUUCAUUUCCAAAAAUAUUAUGCAAUUCAAUUUUUUCUUAACCGUCUAUUUCAGAUGGAAGAGAUUUAAUAGAAAAUAUUUAAGAAAUUACAGAAAAUUUAGAUAACAAAUAUUAUUUGCAAAACUUAGGUUAAUUUCAAAGUAAUUCAAUUUAUUCUCUAGAUUAGUUUAUUCAAUUAAAUGAAAUAAGUAUAUUUGAAACUGAAUAAUAAGUAAAUGAAUAAUUUGUAGAAAGCUUUUUUUAACUUAAUAUGUUGAAUAAUAUAUAAAGACAAAACGAAGAAGAUUCCGUCCUCACAUUAAAUUGGAAAACAACAGAUAAUGAUAAAAUUUCAUAAGUAUUUAUUUUUUAAGAAAGCUAAAAGUUCAUAGAAACAAUAAUAUAAUUAAUGUAAAUUAAUGGUGCUGAGAUAAAAAAUUAAUAAUCAAAUUUUGAAAUUCCAGAAGAACUUGUAACUUUGAAGUUUUAUUAAUCCGUAGAUAUUUACUAAAUAGAAGAAGACAUUUAAAAUUGUGAAUUAUAAAUAUAAGAUACACCAAGCUUAAAUACAGUUAAUAUUCUUAUGGAAUUAUACUAAAAAGCAAUUGAAUAUUACUCAGCAUUUGAUAAUAAGAACUAUUCAAAUUAUGUAUAAAGUCUCCAAUAAUUGUUAAUUUUGCCUUAAAUACAAGAAAUUUUAAAUAAAGAAGAAAAAAGUUUAAUAAUGGAAAGAGAAAGAAUAAAAUCUUAAAGGACUACUAAAUAUUUUGAUAGUUAAAAGAGUGAAGAAAUUCAAUCAACAAAAUAAACUUCAAAUAGAGAAAUUUAUAAUGAUGAUAAUUAAGAAGAAGAAGAAGAAGAAGAAGAAGAAGAAGAAGAAGAAGAAGAAUAAAAUGAAUCUGAAGAUGAUGAUGAAAAAGAAGAAAACGAAGAAAUUUAAAUUGAACAUAAUGAAUAAAUUGAUUAGGAAAAUAAUAAUAAAGAUGAUAAUUAAAAAGAAAAUGAUAAUAAUAAGCAAAAUGAUAAUGAAUAAGAACAAAUAAAUAUUAAAUAAGAUGAUAUUAACAAUAAUACAGAUGAUAAAAAUAACAAAUAAUAAGAAAUAAAUUAAUAAUAAGAAAAUAAUCAAUAAAAAGUAGAUGAUUUAUAAUAAGAAGAUAAUUAAGAAUAAUAGAAUAGUUAAUAAUAAGAUAAUUAAAAUUAAUAAUAAGAUAAUUAAAAUGAAGUUCCAAUAAUAUUAAAAACUGAAUCUGAUGAUUGA
This is a messenger RNA of Ichthyophthirius multifiliis, 1556 nucleotides long. RefSeq lists its product as hypothetical. Lineage: Eukaryota; Ciliophora; Oligohymenophorea; Hymenostomatida. The transcript is spliced from 10 exons. The record is from RefSeq and is a predicted model, not a curated record.